Molecule: messenger RNA, 6023 nt
Organism: Equus caballus (horse)
Lineage: Eukaryota; Metazoa; Chordata; Mammalia; Perissodactyla; Equidae
Gene: NEMF
Product: nuclear export mediator factor
Biological process (GO): ribosome-associated ubiquitin-dependent protein catabolic process; rescue of stalled cytosolic ribosome
Cellular component (GO): RQC complex
Molecular function (GO): tRNA binding; ribosomal large subunit binding
Source: RefSeq, a predicted model, not a curated record
GCCGUAGAGCGCCGCCAAGUGCGCCUGCGCGCCCGAGCGGCGGCGUUGAGUCAGGCCGGCGCUGGGGACGACUGCGGCGGCCGCCCUCGCAGCGCCAUGAAGACCCGCUUCAGCACCGUGGACCUCCGCGCCGUGCUCGCGGAGCUGAACGCCAGCUUGCUAGGAAUGAGAGUAAACAAUGUUUAUGAUGUGGAUAACAAGACGUAUCUUAUUCGUCUUCAGAAACCAGAUUUUAAAGCAACGCUAUUACUGGAAUCUGGCAUACGAAUUCACACAACAGAGUUUGAGUGGCCUAAGAAUAUGAUGCCGUCUAGUUUUGCCAUGAAGUGCCGAAAACAUUUGAAGAGUCGGAGAUUAGUCAGUGCAAAACAGCUUGGUGUGGAUAGAAUUGUAGAUUUUCAAUUUGGAAGUGAUGAAGCUGCUUAUCACUUAAUCAUUGAGCUCUACGAUAGGGGGAACAUUGUUCUUACAGAUUAUGAAUAUCUAAUUUUAAAUAUCCUAAGAUUUCGGACUGAUGAGUCAGAUGAUGUUAAGUUUGCUGUUCGUGAACGCUAUCCAGUUGAUCAUGCUAGAGCUGCUGAGCCUUUGCUUACCUUGGAAAGGUUGACUGAAAUAAUAGCCAGUGCACCUAAGGGCGAACUACUGAAGAGAGUUCUUAACCCAUUACUUCCCUAUGGACCAGCUCUCAUUGAACACUGUCUUAUAGAAAAUGGAUUCUCUGGCAAUGUCAAAGUGGAUGAAAAAUUUGAAAGUAAAGAUAUUGAAAAAGUACUUGUUUGUCUGCAGAAAGCAGAAGACUAUAUGAAAACAACAUCCAACUUCAGUGGAAAGGGAUAUAUCAUUCAGAAAAGAGAAAUGAAACCAAGCCUCGAAGUGGAUAAACCGACUCAAGACAUACUCACGUAUGAGGAAUUUCAUCCUUUCUUGUUUUCUCAACAUUCACAAUGUCCAUAUAUAGAGUUUGAAUCAUUUGACAAGGCCGUGGAUGAAUUUUAUUCCAAGAUAGAAGGUCAGAAAAUAGAUUUAAAAGCUUUACAACAGGAAAAACAAGCAUUGAAGAAGUUAGAUAAUGUCCGAAAGGAUCAUGAAGACAGAUUAGAAGCUCUUCAACAGGCUCAGGAAAUAGACAAACUUAAAGGAGAGCUCAUAGAAAUGAACCUGCAAAUAGUUGACAGAGCCAUUCAGGUUGUUCGAAGUGCUUUAGCCAACCAGAUAGAUUGGACAGAAAUCGGGUUAAUUGUGAAAGAAGCCCAAGCUCAAGGAGACCCUGUUGCAAAUGCAAUCAAAGAAUUAAAACUGCAAACAAAUCAUGUUACAAUGCUGCUAAGAAAUCCAUACUUGUUAUCAGAGGAGGAAGAUGACGAUGUUGAUGGUGACAUCAGUGUUGAGAAAAAUGAAACUGAACCACCAAAAGGAAAAAAGAAAAAACAAAAGAAUAAACAGCUGCAGAAGCCUCAAAAAAAUAGGCCAUUGCUUGUUGAUGUUGACCUCAGCUUGUCAGCAUACGCCAAUGCCAAAAAGUAUUAUGAUCACAAGAGAUAUGCUGCUAAGAAAACACAAAAGACUGUUGAAGCUGCUGAGAAGGCAUUCAAAUCAGCAGAAAAGAAAACGAAACAAACCUUAAAAGAAGUCCAAACAGUUACCUCUAUUCAAAAAGCAAGAAAAGUUUACUGGUUUGAGAAAUUUCUGUGGUUCAUUAGCUCAGAGAACUAUCUAAUUAUAGGUGGACGAGAUCAGCAACAGAAUGAAAUAAUUGUGAAAAGAUACUUGACACCAGGGGACAUUUAUGUACAUGCUGAUCUUCAUGGGGCUACUAGCUGUGUAAUUAAGAAUCCAACAGGAGAACCGAUCCCACCUCGGACCUUGACUGAAGCUGGCACAAUGGCACUUUGCUACAGUGCUGCUUGGGAUGCACGAGUUAUCACUAGUGCUUGGUGGGUGUACCAUCAUCAGGUGUCUAAAACAGCACCAACUGGAGAAUAUUUGACAACAGGAAGCUUCAUGAUAAGAGGAAAAAAGAAUUUCCUUCCUCCUUCAUAUCUAAUGAUGGGGUUUAGCUUCCUCUUUAAGGUAGAUGAGUCUUGUGUUUGGAGACAUCGGGGUGAACGGAAAGUCAGAGUGCAGGAUGAAGACAUGGAGACACUGGCCAGCUGCACAAGUGACCUCAUCUCAGAAGAAAUGGAACAACUAGAUGGAGGUGACAGUAGCAGUGAAGAUGAUAAGGAGGAAUUACAGGAAACUCCUGUGCAAGUGGAAGUCGUGACUCAGGUUGACCAAGAGGAUAUUACUGUUCAGAGUGGUGGAGAUGAGCUAAAUGAAGAAGGAAUUCAGGAAGAGAGCUCUGAAGACGAAGGAGAAUCUGAAGAGGUGCUGAAAGAUCAGGACCCUGUGGGUGAGGUGAAGGAUGAUGGGGGAGACGCGUUCAGUUACCCCGAUACCACCAUUGACCUAUCCCACCUGCAACCCCAAAGGUCCCUCCAGAAAUUGGCUUCAAAAGAGGAAGCUUCUAAUCUGAGUGACAGUAAAUUACAAAGCCGGAGACAUUUGUCAGCCAAGGAAAGAAGGGAAAUGAAGAAGAAAAAGCUUCCAAGUGACCCAGGGGAUUUAGAAGUGAUAGAGGGAAAAGACAAAGAAAAAGAAAAUGCCCUACACAUUGAAACUCAUCAGAACACAAGCAAAAAUGUCCCAACUGUUCAGCCAAUGAAGCGAGGACAAAAGAGUAAGAUGAAAAAAAUGAAGGAAAAAUACAAAGACCAAGAUGAAGAAGAACGUGAACUCAUCAUGAAAUUGCUGGGGUCUGCGGGUUCAAACAAAGAAGAAAAAGGGAAGAAGGGGAAGAAAGGAAAAACAAAGGAUGAACCAGUGAAGAAACAGCCCCAGAAACCUAGAAGUGGACCACGGGUUUCAGACAGCAUAAAGAAAGAAACUCCAUCCCUUGCAGUUGUAACUCAUGAGUUACAAGACUUGGCUGUAGAUGAUCCACAUGAUGACAAGGAAGAGCAAGACCUGGAUCAACAGGGAAAUGAGGAAAAUCUGUUUGACUCUUUGACAGGACAGCCACAUCCUGAAGAUGUUCUACUGUUUGCCGUUCCGAUAUGUGCCCCUUAUGCCACCAUGACGAACUAUAAAUACAAAGUGAAACUUACUCCUGGAGUUCAGAAAAAGGGAAAAGCUGCAAAAACAGCCUUGAACAGUUUCAUGCAUUCCAAAGAAGCAACGGCAAGAGAAAAAGACUUAUUCCGCAGCGUAAAGGACACGGAUUUAUCAAGAAACAUUCCUGGCAAAGUGAAAGUGUCUGCACCCAACCUUCUGAAUGUAAAAAGGAAAUAGCUGGAAUGAAAUCCUAAAAUAUUUGCGAAGAGCCAAUUUUAUAGCCUUUUGGAAGUCCAGAGAUGAAAACACCACGUAACAAGACUUCCGUAUUUAAAAAUGAACUAAACAUUGCCUUGCUAUAUUCGCCAAAAGAACUUAUUGUUUUUUUUCCAGUUUUAUAGAGAGGAAACACUAUGAUGGGAUUUCCUAAAAUAUUUGUGGACAGUUAAAUGCUAAUUGUAUACAUUUAUAGUUACUCUACAUUUUCUUGGAAUUUGGGAGGUUAAUAUUAAUUAUUCAUUUCAUGUUGUAAGGAAACGGAACAGUGAAGUGGCUCCAUUGCUUAGACUGCUGACUUGGGAGUCUACUGUAUAGACCAUCUAAUGUAUCUGUUACUCCCAGGACAAUCACAGGGGUUUUUUUCUGGUGGUGGUGGGGGUUGAGCAUGGUUAAACAUUUAGAAUUAGGUCUUGAAAACCCUAACUACUGAAGGAAUAAAUUUCCUUCCACCUUUACUGACACUUGUCAAAAAAUAUAUUAGACCAGAUUUAAAAUACAGAUAAUUCCCAUAACUCAACUUAAAUAACACCUAGAAGAAAUUGGUGUUGAUCACUUCCAUGCACUUAUACACCUUCACUUUUCAUCUUACUUUCUUCUUUCCACCUCUAGUAAUUAUCACUAGCAUGUUACUUAAUAUCUUAACCUGUAAUAUCAGAAGUGCACUUGUAGGUUUAUCACUAACGACUCCUGACCCAGCUUUUUUCUUCUGUCUCCUAACAGAAUGGAGAAUAAAGUCAUACGUUAUUUCCAUUCUUUUAUGAGCCACAAAACUGUUACUUUUUAAAUUAGACAACAGCUGCCGAUAGUCAAUACGACCACUUGCCCCAGCCCCUAUACCAAAGCAUUAAGGUCAAAGUACUAAGUAGCUGUUGGUCCUUCCAAAAUUUCUUUUAUUAGCUUAGUGCUGAGAAUAUUUUUCCAUUUGAGAUUAAUGUAAAAAAAAAAACACAACUUUAUAAUUAUGUAGCCUAGUGUCGUAAAUACAACAUAAUAGACUACUCUUGCCAUUUAAAAAAAAUCUAAAAUAUUAAUGUUUUUUAAAAGAACUUCACCAUUUUUAUAGUGGUGAGAAUAAUUAGUAUAAUGUUUCUACAGAUAUAUAUCCUAAAGUUACCAAAAAAGGACUUAUAAUACCAUUCCUCGGGGUAAAAAGCCCAAGUAUCAUUUUUCUUUUGCUUUAUCACAAGACAGUCACUGGUGUUAAAUACAUUUAUUGUAAACUUUAGACACAAAAAUAGGUUCUCUAGCCAUUCACAUGCACAUUAAAACCAAAAAGCUGUAAACUACAACAAUGCAUAUAAUUAUACAAACGAUGCCACUCUCUGGUGUUUACAGAAUUGCUGUCCAUGCAAGUGAUGAGAGGCAUUCUCUAUGAAGCCUUAAGAUCCACAAGUGUUGUUACUACCAAACCUCUGGUUAACACUGUGAAGUAAGUGUUUUGGAAGGCAGUUCCAAGAGUUGGCUAACAUUUCUUUAAAGCAAAUGACGGCUUCUAAACUUAGCCUGAAAGUGGACAAGGAAAGAGAGAAAUAAUUUCACUUGACUGUUUAGAAGUACAUUCACUUGACAAACUACCAAAAAAACCCCACCCACUUUCUUUAAAGAUUUCCAUAGGAAUUAGUUAGUUGUAUCAAUGAAGGUUGGUUAUUGCCCUUAAAUUAUCCACAAACCUGGUUUUUCAAGAGCACUAAUUUAAAGUGUUAAGAAACAAUUUAAAAUAAUCCCUAAGGACCAAGUGAAAAGUCACUUACCUUACAAGAGAUUUUGGUUGAACUGAAAAUAUAAGUAUUUCAUUACUGUGUGCCUGAAAAAUAGACAUGAAGAACACAUUAAAAAGCAAGUACUUCACAGAUAAGUUUCAGCAACAUUAGAAAGUCUCCUUUACCAUAGGGUAGUAUACUUACAGCUCUGUGAUGGACAAGAAGGUUAUUGGCACACCCGCCAAAAACAAUUACUUCUCCUUCAUCACUGGCACAAGCUGUAUGCCAUAAUCUAUAUUGAAAACAAAAGUCCUAGUUUGAAGUCACCCAAAACACCAAAUUGGUAGUUUACACCGCAGAAUAGAGCUGAUGAAAUAAAAGCUAAAGAUCUUAGUUCAGACCAAAACAUCAUGGUGAGAAGCAAUUAUCUUAAGGAAAAGUAGCAAAAGCUAGAAUUUUAUCUGGAUGUUAUUUUUUCUCUCUCUGGUCCAGUCCUAAUGUAUGCAACAAGGGGUUUGAACUGAAUGAUCUGUUCUCUAGGUCUUUGUUAGCAAUAAAAACCUUCCAGGAGAUGAACAGUAUAUGCCCUCCCUUCUUUCUCUUUUCAUAGGUAGGGCCAGUUGGCCUUAGAUAAAACAUCUGAAGGAUGCUGAAACUGGCUGAAUACACUGAAGGUCUCUGAAGGCCUGGAAAUUCUAUGGAAAGACUAUUUAUGUCAAAUGAAGUCUCAGUGGCAUGGCUAUACUUAGGUUAGAGGCUUGGGAAAAAAUGCAAGCUGACAUAUCUGAAUGUGUUUUGAACACCAACUCUGACCAUUUCAUUUCCUUUAGCAGUCUUCAUAACAAUUCUUUUUGCGAGUAAUAAGAAAAAUAACUGUCAGUGUUUAAUAGGCUCUUUUUUUGGAUGAUAUGACUUCUUAAUCUUUGUUAUACAGCACUAUUGCACAUCUAA